AUGAUCCCAGCCAGCGACACUCAGCUGUCCUUCCAUGCCCAUGCGGCACCACCUGCUCUCGUCAACUUGAUUUCCAUCUCGUUCUGGGACGGUGGAAGAAACCGCAGUGGGCCGCGCUCUUGUUGUCUGUCCCAACACCAGUUGGUGUUUCCCCUCUUGCUUCUCCCAGCGAGUUAUCAACCCAGCCUUGAAAAGCCAAAGCAUGCGGAGGUAGGUGGCCACACCUGA
Messenger RNA from Auxenochlorella protothecoides, 228 nucleotides. RefSeq lists its product as hypothetical. The coding region runs from base 1 to 228 and encodes 75 amino acids. The record is from RefSeq and is a predicted model, not a curated record. NCBI's taxonomy places the organism in Eukaryota, Viridiplantae, Chlorophyta, Trebouxiophyceae, Chlorellales, Chlorellaceae. The transcript has a single exon.